Bacillus rossius redtenbacheri is the source of this 855-nucleotide messenger RNA. Its product is annotated as GATA zinc finger domain-containing protein 15-like. The transcript has a single exon. Lineage: Eukaryota; Metazoa; Arthropoda; Insecta; Phasmatodea; Bacillidae. The coding region runs from base 1 to 855 and encodes 284 amino acids. The record is from RefSeq and is a predicted model, not a curated record.
AUGCUAGCAGACAACAGAGAGAACAGCUACGAUCCAGCCAUGCAAACAGACAACAGAGAGAACAGCUACGACCCAGCCAUGCGAACAGACAACAGAGAGAACAGCUACGACCCAGCCAUGCGAACAGACAACAGCUACGACCCAGCAAUGCAAACGGACAACAGAGAGAACGCAAUGCGAACAGACAACAGAGAGAACAGCUACGACCCAUCCAUGCAAACAGACAACAGAGAGAACAGCUACGACCCAGCCAUGCAAACAGAUAACAGAGAGAACAGCUACGACCCAGCCAUGCAAACAGACAACAGAGAGAACAGCUACGACCCAGCCAUGCAAACAGACAACAGAGAGAACAGUUACGACCCAGCCAUGCAAACAGACAACAGAGAGAACAGCUACGACCCAGCAAUGCGAACAGACAACAGAGAGAACAGCUACGACCCAGCCAUGCAAACAGACAACAGAGAGAACAGCUACGACCCAGCCAUGCGAACAUACAACAGAGAGAACAGCUACGACCCAGCAAUGCGAACAGACAACAGAGAGAACAGCUACGACCCAGCCAUGCAAACAGACAACAGAGAGAACAGCUACGACCCAGCCAUGCAAACAGACAACAGAGAGAACAGCUACGACCCAGCCAUGCGAACAUACAACAGAGAGAACAGCUACGACCCAGCAAUGCGAACAGACAACAGAGAGAACAGCUACGACCCAGCCAUGCAAACAGACAACAGAGAGAACAGCUACGACCCAGCCAUGCGAACAUACAACAGAGAGAACAGUUACGACCUUCCUGCAGCUCCAAGCGGAGUGCGCUCGUUUGCUUCUGGUGUAUGGGGCAAUGUAGCUUAG